AUGAAGAAACUGAGUCAUACUGCUGAAGAUAUUAAUGUGGGAUGUUUGAAGCAGGUUGGCUUUAGACCGGCUGGAAGUCACGAGAAAAUGAAAACAUUUUUAGAUUGGCACGAAGGAGGUAGCUUCAACGGCGCUUGUUAUUGUUCUGGCAUUCUGUCGAAAUAUUUCUUAGGUUGUUUGACUUGUCCUGAGGAUGCGCACACUGUUACGGAAAUUAAGAGUUUGUCAGAAAAGAUUGGUUACAAAAACUAUUUAUUAAAACCUAUUCUUUGUAUUGUCGAUUUUCUUUUAUUAUCAGAGGAUCAUUCAAAGCUGGUGAAAGGGACAUUGGAUUUGCAGAGGGUACAGUAUUCUUUACCGAUUGGACAAAUUCUAGAAGAUGAACUUGAAAAGAAGAUGAAACAGGAGCGUAAAAUAUAUAUUGGACAACGCAGUUAG
This is a messenger RNA of Enterobius vermicularis (human pinworm), 438 nucleotides long. The record is from the annotation of a GenBank genome assembly. NCBI's taxonomy places the organism in Eukaryota, Metazoa, Nematoda, Chromadorea, Rhabditida, Oxyuridae.